AACACCAUCCCAUAUUAUGUAGGUUAUAUUUUUAUGUUUCAGUAAGUUUUCUAUACGUAUUAACAGUAGAGUUAUUGUUUAAAAUGCGUGGGCCAGUAACCUUCUGGUGGUUGUCACAAACCAUCCGCUUUCUUUUACUUCUGGUCCUGCUUCUAUCGACCGUGGUGUACUUCCUAAGCUUACUUGACGUCUCUCUAUUAAGGUCAUACAUACACCCGAAAAACGCCACGAAAUCUAUCUACUCCAAGACAUCCUCUUUGUGGUCUCAAAAAUGGCCAACUGAAGCUAACUUUGAGGUUAAAAACGUAACGUAUAACAGAACUACGUUUAACAAAGAAUCUAAUCAAAUAAACAGUACUAAUAAAAAUGUUGUAAUUGCAACUAAAAAUGUAGCCAAAGAGUACACUGCUCCCUUUGUAGCUAUUAAGACAGAAACAAGAGUUAAUAAGACGAUAAAAAAGCGUGUUUUAAAAACAAAUAAAGCACCUCUACCACUAUGUCCCGAAGUGCCUCCGGGUCUAGGGCCAAUUGAAGUGAAUAAAACUGAAUUAUAUCUAGAUGAUAUUGAAAAAAAAAUCCCUGAAGUCAAAUUAGGUGGACAGUAUACGCCUCCGAAUUGCACCGCAAGGCAUAAAGUUGCAAUUAUAGUACCUUAUCGAGAUCGAGAUCAGCAUUUGCGCAUCUUUGUAAAUUACAUGCAUCCAUUUCUGAUGAAGCAACAAUUAGAAUAUGGGAUAUUUAUUAUAGAACAAUAUCGAUACAAAUCUUUUAAUAGAGCGAAGUUGAUGAACGUAGGAUUCGUGGAAAGUCAGAAACAAAAGGCGGGCGGAUGGCAAUGCUUUAUAUUCCAUGAUAUAGAUCUGCUGCCACUGGAUCAGAGGAACUUGUACCAAUGCCAAAAAGAUCCCCUUCAUAUGUCCGUAUUGAUAGAUAAAUUUAAUUAUAAGGUACAGAAUGUUUUUGGCGGCGUGUCAGCCAUGACAUUGGAACAAUUCACAAAAGUAAAUGGAUACUCUAAUAGAUAUUGGGGAUGGGGUGCCGAAGAUGAUGACAUGUUUAGAAGAGUACAGAAGGUAUUCUACGGCUUUACAAGAUAUGCCGAUUUAGUAAUUACAAAAUACAUUAUGUUAGACCACGAGCAAAGCUUCAAAAACCCUUUUAGAUUAGAACUGUUAUCGCAAACGUGUAAAACAAUGGAUAAAGAUGGACUCUCGUCACUGAAUUAUGAAGUAGUGAGCCUUGUCAAGCAUCAUCUAUACACGCUUAUUACUGUUGAUAUUGAUAAACCAACGGCCCAUAGUUCCGAUACUGUACCUAAGGGCCGUCGAAACGCAAAUGACAUUCCUUAGAGCAAGGACAGCGCCGCGCAACUUCACUGCACGGCUCUAUAUGAACGUAGUUACCCAUUACUAAGUUAUAAAUAUAAAGGUCAUCGCUCAUUACAUUAACACGAUAGCGUUUCAGUGUUAGUGCGUCGUGCAUUCCGUGAGGUCCACUCGUAAAUGACGGGCAAAGAACGUGCCCAUUUAGCAAGCAAGCUUCUUCAACUGUUUUGCAUGCUAGAUCAACGUCGUGUAAUGGACGAUGACCUUAAUUUAACUCCAAUCACUUGAAGUGAAGUUUAGUAUUGUCAAGUAAACAAUAUGACCUUUAAUUUAUUUCUGUCAAAUAUAUUUCAGUUGAAAAAAUAGUGAGUUAUUGUAGUAGAUAGUAAGCCUAAAUAAAUAGUUAUAUGUAACUUUAAAUUGAAUCAAAUUUGGAAACUAAACAUGUAAUUAUAUUAAUGAAGUAAAGAUUCUCUUUA
Papilio xuthus (Asian swallowtail) is the source of this 1804-nucleotide messenger RNA. Its product is annotated as beta-1,4-galactosyltransferase 2-like. Gene Ontology annotation, cellular component: Golgi apparatus. The transcript is spliced from 10 exons. The record is from RefSeq and is a predicted model, not a curated record. Gene Ontology annotation, molecular function: galactosyltransferase activity. Bases 84 to 1349 code for a protein of 421 amino acids. Gene Ontology annotation, biological process: carbohydrate metabolic process. Lineage: Eukaryota; Metazoa; Arthropoda; Insecta; Lepidoptera; Papilionidae.